ACAUGGACAGCAUAUUUAAGAUUUCAAAGUUUUUCAUGAUAAUCAAUGGCUUGUGGGUCUUACCCCUACACCAUAACUUAAUAGUGCAAAUAUUGUACAAAGCGUAUUCGCAAAUUUUGCACUUUAUUUAUGCCCUUUUCAGCAUUUCGCUGAUAAUCGGGUUAAUUGAUUUAAUUGUGCAAAAAGCCCCAUCCGAUCGUGUCUUUGGCUCUCUGACAUUAACGCUAAUUUUAUCAAUGAUCAGUUGCAAAAUAUUCUUUUACCUGAGAAAUGGCGUUCCCCAUUUAUUUGCAGAAGUCAUCGACGAAGAAGCAGUUUGCCUGAAUUCACAGGACCCGGAUAUUAAGAAAAGUUAUCUGAAUCAAGUGAAAUACAACAAAUGGGCCAUGACUGUGCAUACGAUGUGUACUUUUAUAACAGUUGGCCUGUUUAUUGGAAUGAACGUGUACAAAAAAAUCAACCGUUUAUUUAAAACUGAUGAAGUGUUUAUGUUAGAGCUUUGGAUUCCCAUUGACAAAACUGAGAAUGAUAUGCUGAUUAUAGUUUUCAACAUUUUCAUAAUUAUAGUUGCAUUUUUCAACAAUGUGGCUGUUUCAGCUGUUCCUCAAACCUUGAUGGUUUUCAUAAAUGCUCAGCUGCGCAUUUUGCAAAUUGAAAUUCGUAAAGUGUUUGACCCAAAUCGAGAAGAACUGGAUGUAACACAUGACGUGAACCGACUAAUUAUGAAGCAUCAACAUAUUAUAGAAUUUGCGAGCCAAUUGAAUAAUGCUAUCGAAAAUCUUAUACUACUGGAGUAUAUAUCAGACUCACUAAAUGUAGCAGCAGCUUUACUUCAUACAAUUACCAUUCCGUUCAGUGGGGAAAUGAUGUAUUCAAUUUUUCACUCUUUAAUCCUCCUGGCUCGGAUUUUUAUAGUUGCAUGGACCGCCACUGAGGUAAACACACAGAGCAUGAAUGUUGGCAUUGCAAUAUACGAAAGCAAUUGGACCGGGCAAAGCAACCAAGUUAAAAUGCUUUUGCAAAUCAUGAUGAUGAGAGCUCAAAAACCGUUGGCAAUUUGCAUCGGCCCAUUCCGAGAGCUAAACAACGAAGCAUGUUUGAUAACUAUGAAAGGAGCUUACUCAUAUGCAUCUUUAAUGAUGCAAAAAUACUUAAAGACUUGAUCAACGCAUCAUAUAACAUAUACAAAGCUGUAUGUGUAUAGCAAAUAAAUAAUAAUAUAUAUGUAGAAAAUCCAAGCAUCACUAUUGACCAUAUAGAUAAGUCACGAAUAAAAUCAGUGUUUUCAA
This is a messenger RNA of Dendroctonus ponderosae (mountain pine beetle), 1289 nucleotides long. RefSeq names its product odorant receptor Or2. NCBI's taxonomy places the organism in Eukaryota, Metazoa, Arthropoda, Insecta, Coleoptera, Curculionidae. Gene Ontology annotation, cellular component: plasma membrane. The transcript is spliced from 5 exons. Gene Ontology annotation, molecular function: olfactory receptor activity; odorant binding. Gene Ontology annotation, biological process: detection of chemical stimulus involved in sensory perception of smell; sensory perception of smell. The record is from RefSeq and is a predicted model, not a curated record. The coding region runs from base 3 to 1163 and encodes 386 amino acids.